Molecule: messenger RNA, 2244 nt
Organism: Aspergillus pseudoviridinutans
Lineage: Eukaryota; Fungi; Ascomycota; Eurotiomycetes; Eurotiales; Aspergillaceae
Exons: 11
Coding region: 1-2244 (747 amino acids)
Biological process (GO): potassium ion transmembrane transport
Cellular component (GO): membrane
Molecular function (GO): potassium ion transmembrane transporter activity
Source: RefSeq, a predicted model, not a curated record
AUGGAAAACGCAGACACAUCGAGCGACGACACUGACGCUGCCUUCCCAGCUUCGUCUGGAGGAGGCGUGUUCCCGUCCCAGCCAGCACAUUACGAAAACCCUCUGCAGCGCAAGGCAGGAGAUUAUGACGAGAGGGACUUUCACAAGAAACAGGUGAGUGAUGGUGUAAAUGUGUUCUUGCAGGAUACUGAUGGCCCGCAGGUGUUCAGCGGAUGGACACUAGCUUGGCUGUCAUACCAAUCCCUCGGAGUUAUCUAUGGAGAUAUUGGGACCAGCCCGCUCUAUGUCUACUCGUCCACAUUCAGUAGUGAACCGAGUCGUGAAGAUGUCCUCGGGGCGGUUUCCUUGAUUAUCUGGUCUCUCACUAUUAUGGUCACGGUCAAAUAUGUUUGCAUUGUGUUGAACGCAGACGACGAGGGCGAGGGUGGUACAUUCGCCUUAUACUCCCUGAUCUCCCGCUACGCCAAUCUAGUUCGCCGCGAUCCUCGUCAUCAUAAUAUGGUUCGCAUGCAAAGAUAUGCUACGGAUGACUUACAAAAGCCGAACUUGGUGGCUCGCAAUGUUAUAGAGCGGAGUACGUUCAUCAAGUGGACGUUCAAGGUGGUCGGGGUCUUUGAUGUCUCACUGCUGCUGGCAGAUGGUGUUUUGACACCGGCUCAGUCAAUUCUCGGGGCCAUUCAAGGUAUUACCGUCGUCAAUCCCAACCUCUCUUCCUCGACAGUGGUUGGCGUUUCUUGUGCCAUCCUCGUCGUCAACCUUGCCAUGUACGAUGCACCUGUCCUGAAAGGCUUCUCGCCCUACUUUGCCGGAGCUUUCUUGGUGCGAAACGGGCGUGCUGGCUGGCUGCAGCUUGGUGGCAUCUUGCUUGCCUUUACGGGUGUUGAAACAUUGUUCGCGGAUCGCGGUGCUUUUAGCAAGCGGGCUGUGCAGAUUUCCUGGCUCUGUUUUGUAUACCCGUGCCUCAUGAUUUCGGCCUGUGCUCGAGUCCCUGUACCGAACCCUUGCAUGCGAUUGUAUGAUGCUAAUGGCCAUGACCAGUAUGUUGGACAAGGCGCUCAUAUCAGCCGUGUCCCCAGUGCAUACGCCAAUCCGUUCUUUCUCACUGUUCCGCCAGGCAUGCUGUACCCGAGUCUUGUGGUCGCCGUCCUUGCCUGCAUUGUCGCCAGUCAGGCUGUCAUCACCGGUUCAUUCCAGCUUCUGUCGCAAAUCAUGAAGCUUUCUUACUUCCCCCAAGUCAAAAUCUAUCACGUCUUAAAGAUAUUCCAUGGCCAGGUCUACAUCCCCAUCGCCAAUUGGCUCAUGAUGAUCGGCACGAUCGUCGUGACUGCUGUGUACAACAACACAACUGCCUUGGGAGAAGCGUACGGUGCUUGCGUCAUUCUCGUGUCCUUCCUCACUACCUGCAUGGUGACAGUAGUUGCGCUCAUCGUGUGGAGACUGCCCAUCUACCUUGUUCUGCCGGUCUUCAUCGUCUUCGCCCUGUGGGAUGGCAUGUUCCUCUCCGCCGCGUUGAGCAAAGUUCCGCACGGUGCUUGGUUCACCCUAAUACUUGCAGUCGCCUUGACCCUCAAUCUUCGUGCUGUGGCGGAAUCUGACAAUGUGCCACUGUCCCGGACGACGCUCUUGCGCGACAACCAGCUCAUUCUCCAUCCGGACCUAGGCGGCUCCACCAUCACCCCCAUCAGCGGGCUCGGUAUCUUCUUCGAUAAAUCUGGCAAUUCUGCCACCACCCCAGCGGUCUUCCUCCAUUUCAUCCAAAAGUUUGGCGCCUCGCCGGAGGUGUCCGCGUUCUUUCACUUACGGCCCUUGUCCGUUCCGACCGUCGCGCCUAGCGAGAGGUACACGGUCAUGCGCUGCCACACAUAUGGCACUAAGGGAGGAAAGCAACCUCUCCCGAACUGCUUCAGGCUUAUUGUUCGCCACGGCUACACGGACGAGGUCAUCACCCCGGACCUGGGAAUCAUGGUGCUGGAUCAGACCCGAGAAUUUCUGGCUCGAGAAACCGGGUCUGUCAAUUCGGCAGACGCGCACAAGGAGACUGRCCCUCUUCAUCGUGCGUGGAAGUCGCAGGUUAUCUAUAUAGUGGGCAAGGAGCAGCUUCGUAUUGCAAGGGAGACCAAUUUCUUUCGUCGGAUGGUACUGAUGGCAUUCCUCUGGAUGCGAGACGCGAGCAGGACCAAGAUCCAGCAUCUGAAUGUCCGGGCUGAUCGGGUGGUGGAGGUUGGAUUUGUCAAAGAGAUGUGA